AUAAUAAAUAUUGAGAUGGCAAUCACUUUGUAUGGUGUUUUGUACUCGAUGGUAAAACCGGUGAAAAACUGAAACCCUACCCCUUUGUUUCUUAAAUCCUCAUCAGUGUGCGGUCAGCAGCUCACAGCACCUUGUUAAACUUGGCAGAUUUAUGUACUUGUAUUCAGCUGUGCCUUUCUGGGUCCAUUGGAGUCUGCUGACAAAAUGAAAACAAAUUUCCUGUGCCGAAAUCUUCAAGCAAUAUUGGCAUUUAUGGAAGUGUUAAAAAAUAAAAAGUCCUGCAUUCACAAGUAUACCAGUCCCAAAACCAGGUGGAAGAAGAAAUUCAGUUAAAAACCAAAUGGCUGACUAAUAUAAGUUACCAAUGCUUUUUGUCAUUGGAGUUCAAGUAUGGAUAUCCUUUAAAUGCCAUUCGACUUUGCUUUGCUAACUUGUGUCAGUAGUUAUAUAAUCUGCAUACUUGUGCAUGAUCUGUGGAAUGAAUGUUAAAAUUCAUAGUUGACCAACAUUCUAAUCUAGAAUACAUAAUGAUGAAUUCACAGACUGACUGUAGGACAUGUGGCUGUCCAAUAAGACGGUCAUAAAUCAUAGAUAAUAAAAAUAUUCAAUAUAUAAAUGCAUGGUUGGUACGUCUGGAGCUACUAAAAGCCAUGGCGAUUCCUUGUCAGACUGAUGCAUGACAGCCAACCAAGUCAAGUGAUACAGGUAAUAGAAGACAUUUAUAUUAUCUGGUAAGAUGAGAUAUAACAAAUGUGCACAUAGAUUAAUUUAAAAGUUUUGUUAGCCAUGACAAGUCUAGUUAGACAGUGUGACUAGUUGGUUUGGGUGACGUAUAACGGCUUGCUGUAAUUAAUUUCUACCACAGUAAUUUAAACAUCAAUUUGACAGAUUAUUUUUUUCUAUUAAAAGUAGAAUUGCAUUAAAAACUAAAUUGAACUUUAUCUUCCUGUGAAAUUUGUCUACGUGAUUAUUUUCCUGCAAACGUAGGUGUGGACAAGAUGGUUCAGUGCCACUCCGAACGCGCUACGAUUGGUCCAAUAUCACGGUGACAACUUCCGGUGCAAUGGAGCACAAGAUUUGAAUUUAACUUCGUAGUUGCUUCCCUAUUCUCUCAGCCACUCUUAUUCUCUUAUAACAGAAGCGCAAUUGACUUGAAGGAAACUAUGAACGAUGCUACGUCCAAGUCUUUUCACAAAGUGGCUAAAAGAAUGGGGUGGAUGGAUGAGGGAGGACUGGAGGAAACGGAAAAGAAGUUGAUGAGUAAAAUUGGUAAGAGUCGUCAUGCUGGCACAAGUGGUCAUGGAUCAGCAAGUAAGUGGAGAAACUCUGCGUUGAGCGAAUCGAGUGACGAUGAAUUUGACAGGUUUCUUAUGGAAAAAGCCACACCCCAAGCUAAAGCCACUUCACACAAGCCACGCAGUCCUGCAAAGACAGGCAGUUCAAGCAUUGUGGUGGUGAGCUCAGAUGAUGACAAUACCGCUUUUGAAACAUUUCUUCAGCGGGCAAAAACUCCCAAUACUAAACCCAAGAAGACAUCUAAAAGUGGCAGUGAGGACAGCCUCCAUAAUUUUAUAGUUGACGACUACUCAUCAGAUGAUGACUUUGUUGAGCCAAAAUCAUCUUUCAAAGUUCCUAAGAAGACCAAUACUCCAACAUCCCAGCCUCAAACAAGGCGACCCCUGUCUCUGUUUAAUUCACCUGUCUUUGUCAGCGACGAUGAGGAUGAUGAUAAUAUUGUGCUGAAGAGCACUUGGAGAACCCGUCACACGAGGCCCAAGUCACUUCCAAAGACCAGUGAGAAUACUCCUCCUCUGUGCAAUGACGAUGAAACUUCGCCGUCACUCCCCUCUCCUCCUGCUCUGUCUCCUUUGUGUCGUCCUUCAAACGGAGCUAAAACAUUAGUGAUCUCUCCCAAGCGCACUUUUUCAGUGCCUUCCAAGCUGGAUGAUUCAAGCAGUUCUGAGGAGGAGUUCACAUCCCUGCUGGAGAGACUGAAAAAGAAAAACAAUUUCAUAGGGAAUUCAUUCCUACCGAACAACAGCAAAGAGAGCGAUAAGGAGCCUGCUGGGACAGUCUCAGUUCCUCCUGUAUCCCAAACACCAGGCUCUAAAUCAUUAGGUGUGAAGACACCUGGAAAAUCAUCGAUCUUGAAGCCCGCCGUCAGUCAGAGCGAGCCGAGACACGGUCCAACCAGCAAGAAUGUGCUGUGUAAGACCCCGGGCUGCUUCCUGCAGUCGCUCACAAAUCCCAGCUCCAGCUAUGUGGGCAGCUUUAAGCAGAACAAAGAGGCACUCACAAGUAAACUCUACCACCUGUACAACACCACAGUGUUUGAGAGUAAGCUCCCUGUGAAUAUGUCAGUGACCUGGAAUAAGAAGAUGCGUAAAACAGCUGGCUACUGCGUUACAGGGCAGGAAAAGGGUGGAGGAAACCGCUACGCCCGCAUAGAACUGUCAGAGAAAGUCUGUGACUGUGCAGAUCGUCUCAGGGACACACUGAUACAUGAAAUGUGUCAUGCUGCAACAUGGCUGAUUAACGGUGUAAGGGACGGGCAUGGAAACUUCUGGAAGCUCUAUGCUCGCAAAGCAACACUGGCACAUCCGGAGCUGCCAAUGGUCACGCGCUGCCACAGCUAUGACAUCAAGUACAAAUUCCAGUACCAGUGCACUCGCUGCAAGAACACGAUCGGCCGUCAUUCCAAGUCACUGGACACGCAGAGAUUUGUGUGCGCCCUCUGCACUGGUCAGCUUGUCUUGUUGACGCCUUCUAAGCCACGUGCUCCCACGCCUUUUGCCAACUUUGUCAAGGAAAAUUACUCGAGUGUACGACAGGAGCUAGCAGGACAGAGUCAUGCAGAGGUGAUGCGGAAACUUAGUGCAGACUUUGCCUCGAAGACUAAACUGAGUCAAAGCUGAGCCAGUAUGUGUCCUUUACACAGGCAGUCUAUGAAAUAUCUCAGUCAGAUAGUCUUACAUUAUUGAGCAGCUAUGAUUCUCAAUGUUUUUUUUUUCUGUUUGUCUGUUGAUCAUUAGAGUUGCUGUAACUGGAAAAACUGAAUGAAUAGAAAGUAAAUGUUUCUGAUUGUGUGCUUGUGUAGAUGAUAGCAUCAAACAAUGUCAUACUUAAUAAGUGACUGUGCCAUGGUAAAUGUCUGAUAUGAGCCUUUUAAUGCUGUGCUGGUGCGAUUUUUUUUUUUUUUUUUUUUUGUUGGCUUUGCACCUUCAAGUCUUCAAAUAAAGUUUAAUUCUUUAAGAUGGCCAGCACGUGCGCUAGCUACAGCCUGAACACAAUGCUCAGUGUUCCUCUGCUCAUUGUCAUCCCGCGCUCUCCGUCACUCCUCAGACACUCGGUUCUUGCUCCUCAUACACCUUCUCCUCUGCAAUAAUCUCCAGGUAGGUCUGCACAUUUUGAUUUUGGAUUUUUUUUUAAUUAACCAAACCCUUCUUAGAAAUUAUUCUCACAAACAUUUGAGCUAAAUCAUCAUAAUCAAUGCUUUUUCAGCAACUCAUCGGGACAAUCAAAGCAGUUCUUUUAGGAUGUGGGGAAGAUUUUUCUGUGACCCAAUUUUUGAUCUUCAGCGCUACUAAUCAGGCCUUGUCAUUGGUUUGUAAAUUCUAUAUUAUAUUUGUACAGUUCACUGUUUGUUAGUGACUCACAAUAUACACCAUUUUCUACUGUCAUUUACUCUGGAGAAUAUCACCUGUUUAUUUUAUGUAUUUUGUUUGGAGGCCACAUGACAACAUACUGUUUUGGAUAGGGAUAGGUGUUACUUGGGCUUAGCGCACAACCAGUCUGCAUAUAUGCUCACUGGCCACUUGAUUGGUUAUAUCUGUUCAGCUGCUUAUUAAAGAUCACAUCCAAGUACUCAGACAAAUUGCAGCAACCCAAUACACUGAAGCAUAGUCAAGGUGGCCUCCUGAAGGUCAGACUGGCCAGACUGCUUCAAGCUGUCAGAACUUCAGGCAACAGUGACUCAAAUAAUCACUCAUUACAACCAAGAUAUGCAGAAGAGCACAGAACCUGUCAAACCUUGAAGCAGAAUGGCUACAGCAGCAGAAGACCGCAUAGGAUCUGUGUUUAAUAGCAUCAGAAAAAAAUACAUUCAAGGUUUUAUGAUG
Molecule: messenger RNA, 4118 nt
Organism: Haplochromis burtoni (Burton's mouthbrooder)
Lineage: Eukaryota; Metazoa; Chordata; Actinopteri; Cichliformes; Cichlidae
Gene: gcna
Product: germ cell nuclear acidic peptidase
Exons: 13
Coding region: 1164-2915 (583 amino acids)
Cellular component (GO): nucleus
Source: RefSeq, a predicted model, not a curated record